Messenger RNA from Leishmania braziliensis MHOM/BR/75/M2904, 2577 nucleotides. RefSeq lists its product as hypothetical. Bases 1 to 2577 code for a protein of 858 amino acids. The record is from RefSeq and is a predicted model, not a curated record. The transcript has a single exon. Lineage: Eukaryota; Euglenozoa; Kinetoplastea; Trypanosomatida; Trypanosomatidae.
AUGAAGUCCGCGAUCAAGGUGUUCAGGGAACUCGAGGCGACAAGCCAACUCCCACCGACGACACCGCAGCAGCACAUUACACCGCCCACCGUACUCUUACCUGCUACUCUCGGUAUGGUGCCACCGGAGCUGGCCGCCAUGGCUGCUAUGGCCGAACCUGCCUGCACCGGUGGGGUGGGGGGGACGAUGCCGCCAUUGAGUCCGUCUGUCACCAACAACACGGCGGCAAUGUCUCCGCAAGCAUCUAUACAGAUGUGCAUGGCACCAGCGCUGGCCCUCAGCCCUUUUUCUAAAUCGCCGAUGCUCAUGGACAGCACGAAAGUGCAAGACACUGACGAUGGCUGCUCGGUCAGCAAGCCACCUACCUGGCCCCCGCCUCAGUCUCCGUAUACUGCACUGCGCAUGGAUGGUGGCAGUGACCCCAGUGACCGGUCAAGUACUGUCCAUGCUCGCAUCGCACCCGCCGUUGGCAGCCUUGACGACGACUCAGCGUAUGGCCCCCUUACCUCCGCCUCCUCUAUCGAAGCGACGCGCCUGUCGCAUAGUACGCUGGAGAGCUCGCUCGAGGUGAACACAUCAGCAAACCAGUUCAAUGCCGAAGAUGUAACGCCGUCAACGACCAAUACUAUCACAACGGGUUGCGGCAGCUGGCGCAGAAGCCACUCUGAUGCCCGCUUGGACAAGGCCCGGUGUUGCUCACCGAUCUCACCCUGCCCACACGCGCAAGCGCACCACGAACCACGCCCAGCGUGUGAAGCAUCCUUGACGUGCGGCGGCGCAGUCGCGUCGCGAGUGGGAUGUAUGGAUCACCACCCACCGCUCUUCCCUGCCUUUUCAGAAAGCGUGUGUGCCUUCUACCCCCUUACCAACGUCAAGGAGCCGACAUCAGCCUCAGCAGCAGCCCCAGCGAUCUCGUCAAGGUCAGCAUCGCACGAGCAAGUAAGUCGUGGACGUCCUUCGAUAGCCCCCAAGAACGCUGCUCCUCACCAGGCGCUAGAGAAGCCGCAGCCAACACCGCAGUCGCCUCUUUCCACCACCACCGACACUGUCUCGGCGACGCCGCGGUCGAAAGCACCCGUGGGACUGGCACUGCAGGAGAAUACAAUGAUUACAAUCCUCGAUACCUUGAGUGGCGCCGACUGCACAACGUCUUCGACGCUCUGCGCUGCACCAACACCACCGCCACUUCGUUCUGGCUCAUUACCGAGCCAGUCCACGAGCACGGUCGAUGCGAAGCCCAACUCCGUCAGCAAUCGACGAGGAAGCUCUACCCCCGCCGCCGCUGCUGCCAUAGCAAUGGCAACUGCAGUUGCUUCCAGGCGGCGUGUUCCCCUCCCUGCAUCCUCGGCUACGACCAUGCCGUCACCGCCGCCGCCGCCGCCGUGCAUGCGCCUCAGCUACACCAGCAAUGUAAACAACGCACACGGCAGUCCCAGCAGCACGUGCACGAGCGCCAUGUCGGGCGCCAUCGCCUUAGUCCCCAUCGGAAUACAGCCGGCAAUCGCCACCGCCGCCUCCUCUUUCUUUGCCGCCACCGCGUGCCAGUCGCCCGCCUACGCAGCCGUCAGCACCAGUGACCCUCCAACUUCCUCCUCCGGAGUGGCAACUGCGCCCCCGCUUCCGGCGUCCGACCUAGGCCUCUCCGCUGCGAGUACUGUACUCUCCAUGUCCUCUGUCCCGACGUUAGCCGCUCUUGAUACGCCAGGCAAAGACUUUGCUGACGCACGAACACCGGCGACGUCACCGCUGCGUCCGGCAUACUGGGCAUUCCCAUGCGCACCGACGGGGUCCAUGACAGUCAUCCUUGCUGCCCCGGAGGUGAGUUGGCACUCCUUGACAAGCAGAGUGAUGACCCCGCCAGCGAGCAGCGCUGGCGCCGCCAUUUCUGACUCGUGUAGUCAGAAUUGCAUUGGGGACUGUGGAGUUCAUGGCGCGGGGACGCCCUUCAUGGACAGGUGCUCGUCGUCCGCCUCGAUGGCGACGCCGCGGGCCGUAUCACCAGGCACGCUGACCGCGUUGCCGGCGUCAUCGGUGAGACUCGACUCUCAGCGUGCAAGCGGCAGCCGUGGCGCUAUGUGGACGUCAGCUGGGCAAACAUACCGAAACGUGCUCGUCCACGGCGGUCGGGGCAGUGGAUCCAUCGCGGCCGUCACGGCAUCGGGGAGCGGCUACAGUCUUGGUCUUCCCCUGUACUCUUCGCAGCCGCAGCUCCUUUGCACUCCAGUGCCGCUUGACGACACAGAGAGCGUGUGUGCGAUAUGCUUAGAGGGUCGUGCAUCGAAGACCCACACAACUGAGAUAAACGAAGCAUCAGCGCCGCUGCAACCGUCGCGUGCGGCGGAGGGGGGAUCAAGCCAGAAGAACGACAGCGCUGCAGCAGUGAUAAGCAAUACAGCUACAGUCGCUGACGAGGGAGCCGAGCAGGGUGCCGUGCGAGGUGUCAAACCUGGCUCUUGCCUCCUCUCGCUUCCCUGUGGUCACUGCUAUCACCAAAACUGCGUUCAGCGGUGGCUAAUAGAAUCGCAGAGCUGCCCCACCUGCCGCCGCGACUUAACACGCGACGCUACUCUCAACUGA